Messenger RNA from Carya illinoinensis, 1594 nucleotides. RefSeq names its product protein REVEILLE 6-like. Lineage: Eukaryota; Viridiplantae; Streptophyta; Magnoliopsida; Fagales; Juglandaceae. Gene Ontology annotation, molecular function: DNA binding. The transcript is spliced from 9 exons. The coding region runs from base 81 to 1004 and encodes 307 amino acids. The record is from RefSeq and is a predicted model, not a curated record.
UAAACGCUCGGCUGCUCGUGUUACAACAGCCUCCGGAGUAAAAUCAAAACUCCGUUUCUUCGAUUCAGAACCGUUCGGUUAUGGUGUCUAAAAGCCCGAACCCGGCUGAGGGCUUCUACUUGGACACAAAUGGAAUGACUCUUCCCGGGCUCGGACCCUUCGCCACCGCGGUUACUGCCACAACGACGGCCUCGACUUCCGCUUCUUCGGAGGACCCGAGUAUAAAGAUCCGAAAAGCCUACACUAUUACUAAGUCCAGAGAGAGCUGGACAGAUCCCGAGCACGACAAGUUCCUCGAGGCUCUCCAACUCUUUGACCGAGACUGGAAAAAGAUUGAAGCAUUUGUUGGGUCUAAGACUGUUAUUCAGAUACGUAGCCAUGCACAGAAGUACUUUAUGAAGGUUCAAAAGAACGGGACAAGUGAACAUUUGCCUCCACCUCGGCCAAAAAGGAAAGCUGCUCAUCCAUAUCCUCAGAAGUCUUCAAAUAAUGCAGCUCCAGUGAUCUUGCAAGUGUCCGGAUCUUUUCAAACCCCAUCUACUUUGCUUGAAUCUGGAUUUGUCUUAAGGCCUGAUUCCUCAUCAAUCCUUAGGGAUCCUAUUACUGGUGCUGCUGCGUCUUCCUGUACAAACAACAGUAUGCAGACUAUUAAUAUAUUGCAUAGGACAAAAGUGCCUAUAGUGGCAAAUAACUGUUGCAGUAGCACUAAAAGCACCCCGAGAGUACCGCCAACUGUCAAAACAAUUGACAAAGGAAAUCAUAACCAUCCAUUAAGAGUUCUGCCUGACUUUGCUCAAGUAUACAACUUUAUUGGUGGUGUCUUUGAUCCAAAUGCUACUGGUCAUCUGCAGAAGCUAAAAAAGAUGGACCCUAUAGAUGUUGAAACGGUGCUACUGUUAAUGAGAAACCUAUCCGUCAAUCUGACCAGCCCUGAUUUUGAGGAUCAUUUACAUGAUUCUGGUCCUGGCAAGUCUACUUUGCCAUGUGUUUGUCUCAAAUCUUAACGUCUCGACACUAUUCCUAGUUCAGGUACUGCACCUCGUUGAUACUGAGAAGGUUGCUGUCAUCCUAUGAGAUUGAAACAGACACAAUCACCUAUGGUGAAGCUGAUAAAGCCUUGUAUAAUGAUCCGUCCAAGAAUGUUGUGUAACAUAGGUAGAAAAAAUGAGAACAAGUUUUUGUUCUUACCUUGUUUGUUGUGCUCGUGCUCUCUUCAUAAGAUUAGUUUCUGCACAACCAACACUGACACUGCAAGGGGAAAGGUGACGAUACGACGGGUUGAAGUCCUUGAUGUUGAUGAUGAUCUGCUGCAUUGGUUUGGGAGUAGUAUUGCAUAAAGUAAGGCCAUUGGCUAAAUAGUUUAGCUUAUAACUGUUUGCCAUUUUGGCGUGUCAUGUAUAUAUCCGACAGACAAAAGAAAAGGUAGUGGAUUAAGUGUACAGUGUCGAGACUUGUUGCUGUCAAGUUUAGGCUUUUCUUAGGAUUAAUUUGCUGAGAAAAUGUAAUAUUAUCUAGUGUAUGCCAGUGUAAUCCUGUCACAAAGAUACUAAAUGGUGAGUUGCUCUGUAUAAUUAAAUACCUUUUGGUUUGUCUA